UGCUCGUUCUUGUUUUCCCGUUCUUCUCCAAGCAUAUUUUUUUUGCUUUGUUUUUCAUUUUAUUUAUUUUUUUUUUUCGUAGACAUUGAUACAGAAUCUUCUUUAGUUAACAGUUUUGCUGGUAUGUUGAAUAUAGGAAUCUUUAUUCCGAUCGAUGAUAGUUAAAUUAAAGACUACAAUCAAAUGGAUGACAUUUUAAUUCAUAAAUUGAUAUGUGUUACAGGUAUAGCAAACGAAAGAAUAAUUGUAAAUGACGGAGCGAUAUGAAUCGCCGGAAGUGAAGAUCGUAUUGUCUAAGGAAGAGAUUCACAAGAGAUAUCAAGACAUAUCUCUAAUCAUAUAUAAAGAACAAAGUAAGAGAGAAGUGAAUUAUUUAACUUUUGGAACGAGCCGCAGAACGAUGGAAUACAGUAAUUACGGAAAUCAUCCCGUUAUUGUGCGGAGACCAACUGGCUCUUUGACAACUCGCAAUGAUGAAAACAUAUCUUCCCAAAUACUAAGGAUAUAUCGAAAGCCUCGAGAUAGUUGUGCAAUAAAUUAGUUUAUGCCUCAAUUAUGGUUUUUAAUUUUAAAUUAAAUUGUCGAUUAUUUAUUUA
Messenger RNA from Apis florea (little honeybee), 596 nucleotides. RefSeq lists its product as uncharacterized. NCBI's taxonomy places the organism in Eukaryota, Metazoa, Arthropoda, Insecta, Hymenoptera, Apidae. The record is from RefSeq and is a predicted model, not a curated record.